GUAUUAGAGUUGGCAACUCUAGAGUCUAGACUCUACCGCCAUCAACCGCCAUCUUUCUUUGGUAUGUGUUCCGCUUCCGUUGACAGUUCUUUUAGCUAAAAUCUCCGAAAAUGAAAGCCAAAGGCGAGUUGAGGGAAUAUGAAGUCAUUGGCCGUAAGUUGCCAUCAGACAGUGAGCCUAAGCCGCCACUAUAUAAAAUGAGAAUCUUCUCACCAGACCAAAUUGUGGCUAAGUCUCGCUUUUGGUACUUCUUGAGACAGUUGAAGAAGUUCAAAAAGACAACUGGUGAAAUCGUCUCAAUAAGGGAAAUCCCCGAGAAGAGCCCCAUCAAGAUCAAGAACUUCGGCAUCUGGCUGCGCUACGAGUCACGUUCGGGCGUGCACAACAUGUACCGCGAGUACCGCGACCUGUCCGUGGGCGGUGCGGUCACACAGUGCUACCGCGAUAUGGGCGCCAGGCAUAGAGCCCGCGCUCACUCUAUCCAUAUCAUCAAAGUGGAGGUGAUCAAAGCAGCGGCCUGCCGCAGACCGCAAGUGAAGCAGUUCCACAACAGCCACAUCAAGUUCCCGCUGCCCAAGAGAGUGCACCACCACAAGCGACUCAACACCUUCGCGUACAAGAGACCCAGCACAUACUUCUUGUAAUUUAAUUAAUAAAACCCACGUGAAGUGAAA
Messenger RNA from Colias croceus (clouded yellow), 674 nucleotides. It is a transcript of the gene RpL18A, whose product is annotated as 60S ribosomal protein L18a. Gene Ontology annotation, molecular function: structural constituent of ribosome. Gene Ontology annotation, biological process: translation. NCBI's taxonomy places the organism in Eukaryota, Metazoa, Arthropoda, Insecta, Lepidoptera, Pieridae. Gene Ontology annotation, cellular component: cytosolic large ribosomal subunit; ribosome. The transcript is spliced from 4 exons. The coding region runs from base 111 to 644 and encodes 177 amino acids. The record is from RefSeq and is a predicted model, not a curated record.